Messenger RNA from Thunnus maccoyii (southern bluefin tuna), 879 nucleotides. Its product is annotated as D-aminoacyl-tRNA deacylase 2-like. Gene Ontology annotation, molecular function: D-tyrosyl-tRNA(Tyr) deacylase activity. Lineage: Eukaryota; Metazoa; Chordata; Actinopteri; Scombriformes; Scombridae. Gene Ontology annotation, cellular component: cytoplasm. The record is from RefSeq and is a predicted model, not a curated record. Gene Ontology annotation, biological process: tRNA metabolic process. Bases 112 to 537 code for a protein of 141 amino acids. The transcript is spliced from 2 exons.
CCGUUGUUGUCCAAAAACUAUUAGAAACACAUCAAUGAGCCACAUGUCUGAAAGUGUGUAGAUGUAACAGAACUGGACCAAGAAUUGAAAGAGAUCCUGUUGCUUUUACUGAUGUUGUUGUGUUUCUGCUCUCAGAUCGACAGAGGAAUGGUGAUCUACGUCUGCUUCUUUAAAGGAGCGACAGACGACAUACUGCCCAAGAUGGUGUCCACACUGUUGAACCUGCGGCUGUGUGAGUCCGACUCGGGGAAGAUGGUUUCGGUGUUGGAGCUUCCCGGCAGCCUGCUGAUCGUCCCUCAGGCCACGCUGGGCGGGAAGGCCAAAGGCAAGGCCAUGCAGUACCACAACAACAUCGGCAAAGAGGACGGACUGCGGCUCUACAGCGCCUUCGUCUCUCUGUGCGAGAAGGAGAUGACGGCAGCCGCCGCUUCAGCCGGGACCGGAGCCGAGGUGACGGUGAAACACGGGACGUAUGGAAACAGACAAGUGCUGAAGCUCGACACCAACGGACCUUACACACAUCUGAUGGAGUUCUGAGACGUGAAGCUUUGAAUUUGUGUCACACAUCAGCCUUGUUCCUGGAAGACAGUUUGACAUGUCACAUUAGGAAAAGCACAGGUGUAAAUAAUUAAAAAAACAAUAUCAAAAUGAUAUAAAAUGUCAUUACUGGAAUACUUGAAUAGAACAAAGCCAUCGUUAAUGUUAUUAGUAACACCUGCAUUUUUCCUACUAUGAUAAAAUGUAAUUAGAAUAAGUGAAAACAACUGUGUGUGUGUGGCAGAAUCUUUAAUAAUGUCUAAAUAUCUACCAUCAGUCUCUGGAGAUUAUAUAUCUGUUGGAUCCAUUUGUAAUUAAAAACUGUAUUUUGUAAGUUUGAAA